Messenger RNA from Erythranthe guttata (spotted monkey flower), 613 nucleotides. The record is from RefSeq and is a predicted model, not a curated record. Lineage: Eukaryota; Viridiplantae; Streptophyta; Magnoliopsida; Lamiales; Phrymaceae.
AGAGAGAGAUUUUUAAUUGGCCCAUGCUAGUAUGUAGCGUCUUGGUGUAUGUAUAGGUCAGUGAGUGUGAUUGUGUGGGCUGGGGGGUCAGGUGAGAAUUGUCUCUGCUUUGAUGAUAUCUAUGUAUAUUUAACGAUCGGGUCAACUGCCAAAAAGAAAUACUACUAAAAUCUUCUUCUCUCUCCUCCUUUCUCUCUCUGAAACAAGCUACAGUCGGAGUGUCAAACACAAACAUGUGCCGUAUUGUAUUGUUAGAGAAAAAAUGGCAGAACUUGUUGCUCAAGACUCGGCUACUGCAGCACCAUUGCCUGAUAAGAAUGCGUUGGAGUUGAUUUUGGACAAACUUCAGAAGAAGGAUGUUUACGGUGUUUACGCAGAACCGGUUGAUUCCAAAGAGCUUCCUGAUUAUUAUGAUUUGAUAAAGUACCCGAUGGACUUUGCCACUGUGAGGAGAAAGCUACAAAACGGUUCGUACGAGACUUUGGAACAGUUUGAGCAUGAUGUUUUCCUCAUUUGCUCGAACGCAAUGCAAUACAACGAGCGGCAUACUGUAUACCACAAGCAGGUAAAGAGACUGCACUUUUUUUUUCAGUUUGUUGUUUCGACUUUUUAA